UUUGUUUUUGUUAUUGAUAAAUUACUGCAAAAACUAAAAUUGGCGGCUUUUAAUCAAUUUGUGAAAUUUGUUUUCUAUCAAUAAAGAAAUAAUUAAAAAGUGUAAGAGAAAAUAAUGCCUGAAUCUAUAAUUGCCGGUAUACCGGUAAAUUUUCCCUUCGAACCAUAUGAGGUACAACGUGCUUAUAUGGAAAAGGUGAUCCUGUGUUUACGUGACAGUACCAAUGGUGUCCUAGAAUCACCAACUGGUACUGGAAAAACAUUAAGUCUUCUUUGCUCUUCAUUAGCAUGGCUUCUGUCCAAGAAACAAGAAAUGAAGGCAAAUAUGCAGAAAACAAUACCGGGACCAGGUGAAAGUAGAAACGUGCCCGAAAUAAUGGAACAACUUGAAAUGAUAAAUCGUUCAAAAGGUAAAAGCAAUUGGGGUGUACCAAAAAUCAUUUAUGCCUCGCGUACCCAUUCACAAUUGACACAAGCUAUGCAGGAAUUGAAGAGAACUUCGUAUUCCUUUAUGAGAGCCGUGGUUUUGGGCUCCAGAGAUCAACUGUGUAUACAUCCCGAAGUCAUGCGCGAACAGGGCAAUGCGAAUAAAAUUCAAAUGUGCAAAUUACGUGUUCAAACGCGCACAUGUUCGUUUCAUUCACGCGUUGAGUCGCGAAAAGAUGAUCCCGAUUUUAGGGGACAUCCUAUUAUGGACAUUGAAGAUCUAGUGAAGGCAGGACAAAAACUUAAAAUGUGCCCGUAUUAUGCUUCAAAAGAAUUAGUGGAAGAUGCUGAUAUCGUAUUUAUGCCCUACAAUUAUCUAUUGGAUCCAUCGGCACGCAAAGCCAAUAAAAUUGAACUAUCCAAUGCCAUUUGUAUACUAGAUGAAGCGCAUAAUAUUGAGAAAAUAUGUGAAGAAUCAGCUUCUGUGCAAAUAAAAUCUUCGGAUGUUGCUAUGGCCAUAGAAGAUACCACCCACAUCAUGAAGGCCAUGAGUUCGGGAGAAAUGCACGAUACUGGAGACGAACAAAAAGAUUUUAAUCUUGAAGACUUGGCUUUACUUAAGGAAAUGCUUUUGGAGUUUGAAAAGGCCAUAGAUGAUAUCGUAGUGGAAAAUAAACAAGAUGGUGCCACAUUUCCAGCAUCAUACAUUUUUGAUUUGUUAGCACGAGCUAAUAUCUCUUAUGGUUCCUCAAAAACUGUUGUUGCCCUUUUAGACAAAUUGGUGCAAUUCAUGGCAAUUGAAUCACAAAGUAAUCAUUUACGCAAAGGCGGUAGUUAUCAAAAAUUAUCUGAUCUUUUGACUAUCGUUUUCAAUAACAAGGAGGAUACCAUACACAAGGUAUAUCGUAGUUUUAAAGUUCACGUACAGAUUGAGGAACCGAAACAGCAAUACUCUAAAGGCGCUAGCAAAGACGGUUGGUUGGCAAAAGGCAAUACAACAGCUACAUCUAAGUCAGCAAAAGUUAUAAAUUAUUGGUGUUUUAAUCCAGGAUUUGGAAUGGAACAGUUGUUAAAUACAAAUGUACGUAGUGUCAUCUUAACUAGUGGUACUCUGGCACCUUUGAAACCCCUCAUUGCUGAAUUGUCCAUACCGAUAGCCCAACGUUUGGAGAAUCCUCACAUUGUGCAAUCUUCACAGGUGUAUGUUAAAAUAAUAGGUUCCGGCCCAGAUCGCGAACAAUUGAUAUCAAACUAUCAAAAUCGUGAUAACCCUAAAUAUAUUAGUUCAUUGGGUUCUACUAUACUAAACGUUGCCCGCAUUGUGCCCGAUGGUUUGUUGGUCUUCUUUCCCUCGUAUCCUUUACUCAAUCAGUGUGUAAACUCAUGGCAAGCUUCUGGCUUAUGGGCUGAUAUUUCACGUUACAAACCCAUAUUUGUAGAGCCUAGAGGUAAAGACGAUUUUGUAACGACCAUGGAAUCAUUUUAUCAAAGCAUAAAAGAUUCAAAAGGAGCUUGCUUUAUGGCCGUUUGUCGUGGGAAAGUCUCCGAAGGUCUUGAUUUUGCCGAUCGCAAUGGACGUGCUGUUAUUAUAACCGGUUUACCGUUUCCCCCUUUGAAGGAUCCGAAAGUUAUUUUGAAAAGGAAAUAUUUAGAAGAUAAUCGCACAAAAGAAAAUGAGCUACUUACUGGUCAAGCGUGGUAUGCUUUGGAUGCUACACGUGCUGUUAAUCAGGCUAUAGGUCGUGUUAUACGUCAUCGUAAUGACUAUGGUGCCAUCUUGCUAUGUGACAUACGCUUUCAACAAUCAUCCCAAGUACAACAGCUAUCCAAAUGGAUACGUGAUAUUUUAGGAAAUGCACCUAAAAGUUCGGCAUUUGGUCCAGUAGUUAAAGAAUUAAGAGAUUUUUUCAAAAAUGCCGAGAAAAGUAUGCCUAAGCCCAAAGAGCGUUCUGUGGAAGCUUUGGUUAGCGAUACAUGUGAGGAGGCUGGUGCCGAAGUUGUACGUAGUAAAUAUUUUGCCGAUCCUAAGGAAAUAUUGGCUGCUAAGACAAAAUUCCAAAAUGCCCAUAACGAUGCCAUUAAAAUAGAAAAAACCAAUUUAAUACAAUCAUGGUCACCUAAUGACUAUGCAUCGGCUGCGGGACGGUCACGUAAUGGCAAAUUACCUAGUGCUAUGGAUUUUAUGAGUCGUUUAGAUUCUGAUGUUUCAGCUAUAGAUUUUAAUUCUUCGGCUGGUGGUAGCAGUUCUUCAUCAACAGGUUUGGUUAAAAUACAUAAACGAGAACGUAGUCCAUUCAAUCAAUCAACAUCGCCAAGUUCCAACAGUUCGGAAGUAGUCAAAAAGAAAAAAUACAAAUUAGUAGAGAAUAGUUUUAGCCCAAAACCCAGUCUGUCUGCAAUAUCAACAUCAUUAUCAUCAUCAUCGUCGUCGUCGUCCUCAUCUGCAACAACAUUAAAUUCGUUUGCGUUUAGUAAAACUCAAUUACACAGUGUGGACAAUAAAACAGCGCCUGAAGGCAGAGUUGAAUUUUUAAAAGUGUUACGCAGUGUUUUAUCUCCAGCUGAUUUUAGUGCUUUUACUGCCGCCUUAGUUUCCUAUAAACGCGAUGAUACCAUUGACGUUUUAUUGGAUCUUUUAUUUCGAUUAUUGGGUCAACCACAAUUAUUAUAUAUGUUGCGUGGCAUGAGACGAUUUCUAAAAAAUGAACAUCGAGCACAAUUUGAUAAGCGUAUUGAUGCUUUAACGUAGAUUUGUUUUACUUUAGGGUUAUCUCGGUUCUUAUUAGGUUUUUAUUUAAUUUUAAAGUAAUAUUAGAAUUUUAUAGGCUUCUUAUGUAUAAGUUUCUCUUACGGAAAAGCGAUAUUAUAAAAUAAAAUCAAAUAAAUAAAACAAACAAAAAUACUUAACUAAUAGUUACGUAUUUUUCUAUAUUUAGGAAUAUUAUGCUAUCCAAUGAUGUCAAAAGCUGUAUUUCUAACUGGAAGAAUACAUUUUUUAGGUCAAUUCUUGUUUUUUAAAAUACUGCGUUAAAAUACUUACGUUAAUGUCACGAAAGACCGCAUUUUGGCUUUUAUUAAUCGAUGUACAAACGUAUUUCCGAACACGUUGUCAAUGCUAUGUUUUUAAGCUGGUGAUCAAAUCUUUUAAUAAAAUGAUUAAAACUAAUUAUUUUUCUUAUUUGUUUUACAUUGCUACAUUUCUAAAUUUAAUUUAUUAAAUUCUUCAAUUUUAUUGGAUAAUAAAAUUCCAUUAUAAUGAGGGUUGUUGUCGUUUUUUUUUUAUUUAGUAUUAUGAUUUUCGAAAUUAAUUUAAAUACGAUACAAUAUUUAUUUCAGCUUUAGAACCACUGAACACCUUCGGAACUAUGUAUGUAUAUUCAUAAAUGUACAAUAUUCAAAAAAUAGUUCCCGUUUUUGUAACAUAAAUCUUAUUCAAAAAAUUCUGAAAUUGUUUGAACAUAUAGGACAAUAACACUCAUGAUAAAGGAAACAUAUUUUACAUAUUAAGAUAAUUAUUAUUAAAUAUACUAAUAAAUGUUAUAUGUAUAUCUCCCUUAUUUAUUAUUUAUUUUCUUAUUAACAUUAUGAUUAAUUAUAAAACAAAAAUGUCUUUCAAUCUAUUUCAAACUAAAUGGUUGCGAAAAUCUUAAUUAAAUUUAUUUAAACAAUAGUUUUAUUAUUUAGAAGAAUUUUAAAUUUAACCAGAAUUAAAAAAAAAAAAAUAAUUA
Lucilia sericata (common green bottle fly) is the source of this 4153-nucleotide messenger RNA. It is a transcript of the gene Rtel1, whose product is annotated as regulator of telomere elongation helicase 1 homolog. The transcript has 8 exons. The record is from RefSeq and is a predicted model, not a curated record. Gene Ontology annotation, molecular function: DNA helicase activity; hydrolase activity, acting on acid anhydrides, in phosphorus-containing anhydrides; DNA polymerase binding. Gene Ontology annotation, cellular component: nucleus. Gene Ontology annotation, biological process: regulation of double-strand break repair via homologous recombination; telomeric loop disassembly; DNA replication. The coding region runs from base 115 to 3174 and encodes 1019 amino acids. NCBI's taxonomy places the organism in Eukaryota, Metazoa, Arthropoda, Insecta, Diptera, Calliphoridae.